Spathaspora passalidarum NRRL Y-27907 is the source of this 2571-nucleotide messenger RNA. RefSeq names its product trifunctional histidinol dehydrogenase/phosphoribosyl-AMP cyclohydrolase/phosphoribosyl-ATP diphosphatase (gene HIS4). Gene Ontology annotation, molecular function: phosphoribosyl-ATP diphosphatase activity; phosphoribosyl-AMP cyclohydrolase activity; NAD binding. Gene Ontology annotation, cellular component: cytoplasm. The coding region runs from base 1 to 2571 and encodes 856 amino acids. NCBI's taxonomy places the organism in Eukaryota, Fungi, Ascomycota, Pichiomycetes, Serinales, Debaryomycetaceae. Gene Ontology annotation, biological process: L-histidine biosynthetic process. The record is from RefSeq and is a predicted model, not a curated record. The transcript has a single exon.
AUGUCUUUCCCUGUUCUACCACUCAUAUCUUCCCCUACUGAAGAUGCAACAAUUGCCGAGUUCUCAUUGGUUGGCCAAGUUUUAUUCCCAUGGACGUCUGUCACUGUUUCCAAACACUGGUUACAACAAUUUCCACCUGAUUUAGAAGUCUACGUUGACGCAACCACUGAUUCUGAAAUCACGGUCGAUCAAGUCGUAGCACUUUUAAACACUGGUGUCAAGCAAGUAUUUAUCCCGGCCGCAAGAUACCACGAAAUUGUCGCAGAAUCCAGUUUGCCAACUGAAAGAUUUGCUGUUCAAUUCGAUAAAGAUGACGUUUCCCAAGAUCUCUUGAAAUCAAAACUGUCCUUCAUAUUCAAGUCAAAAGUAGCCAACUUUAAAUCAUACAAUGAUGACGAAAAUAGACAAAUUUAUAUCCGAGAUGACUCCUUGUCUCAAGAAUCAGCCAACGAGCUAGCCCAAUCGGGUUAUACUCCCGUGGUUUCUGCAACCAAAUUAACCACCAAGAAACAAGAAGCUGGCAGGAUUUCUGUCUCCUCAAUUUUCAUUAGUACCUUAACCACUGACCGUCCUGAUGGUCUCUACACAACUUUGAUCACAACUCCAGCUCCAUCAUACACUGCCUUGGGUAUCGUAUACUCUUCCAAAGAAUCCAUUGCUGCUGCAAUUGAGGAAAAAGUCGGUGUCUACCAAUCAAGAAAGAGGACCGAUGAAUUAUGGUACAAGGGUAAGACCAGUGGUGCCACUCAAUCCUUGGUUUCUAUUUCCAAAGACUGUGAUUCUGAUGUUGUUAAGUUUAUCGUAGUUCCUAAAGAGGGCUACGGCUUCUGUCACCGCCAAGACAACUUCACAUGUUUCGGUGAUGGUCAAUUAGCCGGCACUGAAACAAGUUUCGGCAAGGGAUUGGCUAAGUUAGACACCACUUUAGCUGCCAGAUUACAAAAUGCUCCCGAAGGUUCAUACACCCAACGUUUGUUCAAAGACGAAAAACUUCUUAUUGCUAAACUAAAGGAAGAACUCGAUGAAUUGAUUGAAGCCAAGGGUAAAGAAGAAGUUGCAUGGGAAUGUGCUGAUUUGUUGUAUUUCGCCAUGGUUUGGUGCAUCAAGAACGGCGUCAGAUUAUCUGAUGUUGAACGUAACUUGGAUAUUAAAUCCUUGAAAGUCACUAGACGUAAAGGUGACGCUAAGCCAGCAUAUGUUAACAAUGAACAAAAACAAGCACAACCAGAAGCACUUGACUUUUCAUUGGAAACUAUCAAGGUUGACGACAUCAAUGCCGACAGUGAAGACCUUAAUAGAGCCAUGACAAGACCAGUACAAAAGACUGCCGAUAUCAUGAAAUUAGUCCUUCCAAUCAUAGAAAACGUCAAGAAGAACGGAGAUAAGGCUCUUAUUGAACUUACUGCCAAAUUUGACGGUGUUGAAUUAUCUAAUCCAGUAUUGAAUGCCCCAUUCCCAUCUGAAUUAAUGCAAAUCUCUCAAGAAAUGAAGGAUGCAAUUGACUUAUCUAUCAGCAACAUAGAAAAGUUCCACGCUGCUCAAUUACCAAAGGAAAAGGUCAUGACUGUUGAAACUGCCCCUGGAGUCUUUUGUUCCCGAUUCGCCAAGCCUAUCGAAAAUGUCGGUUUAUAUGUUCCUGGAGGAACUGCCGUCUUACCAUCCACCGCCAUGAUGUUGGGUGUCCCAGCUAAAGUUGCCGGUUGUAAGAACAUCAUUAUUGCCUCGCCACCUGCUCGUGCUACCGGUAAAUUAACUCCCGAAGUGGUUUAUGUGGCUCACAAAUUAGGUGCCAAAUGUAUUGUUAUGGCUGGUGGUGCUCAAGCUGUCACUGCCAUGGCAUACGGUACCGAAUCUGUACUUAAAUGUGACAAGAUCUUGGGACCAGGUAAUCAAUUCGUUACUGCCGCCAAGAUGUAUGUUCAAAACGAUACUCAAGCUUUAUGUUCGAUUGAUAUGCCCGCUGGUCCAUCUGAAGUAUUGGUCAUUGCUGAUGAAUAUGCCGAUGCUGAUUUCGUUGCUAGUGAUUUGUUAUCACAAGCAGAACACGGUAUUGAUUCGCAAGUUAUCCUCAUUGGUAUCGAUUUAUCUGACUCCAAAUUGAAAGAAUACCAAGAUGCAGUUGCACGUCAAGCCUCAGUAUUGCCACGUAAGGAAAUCGUCGCCAAGUGUUUGUCCCACUCUUAUAUUCUCUUGGUUAAGACUUAUGAAGAAGCCUUUGAAUUAUCUAAUAAGUACGCUCCUGAACAUUUGAUUCUUCAAAUUGAAAAUGCCAAAUCGUAUGUUCCAGAAUACGUCGAUAAUGCUGGUUCAGUGUUUAUUGGUGCUUUAUCUCCAGAAAGUUGUGGUGAUUAUUCAAGUGGUACUAACCACACUUUACCUACUUAUGGAUAUGCUAGACAAUAUUCCGGGGUUAACACUGCUACUUACCAAAAGUUCAUUACUGCUCAAGAUGUCACCAAGGAAGGGUUGGAAAGUAUCGGUAAGGCGGUAAUGACUUUGGCUGCAGUUGAAGGAUUAGAAGCUCACAGAAGAGCUGUUGAAGUUAGAAUGGAGAAGUUGGGAUUGAUUUAA